Molecule: messenger RNA, 666 nt
Organism: Angiostrongylus costaricensis
Lineage: Eukaryota; Metazoa; Nematoda; Chromadorea; Rhabditida; Metastrongylidae
Source: the annotation of a GenBank genome assembly
AUGCCAACAGAGGUAGUUGUAGUGGACGCUCCAAGAAAACCUGAGGCAGUCGCUGACUUUGUUGCGGUUGUUCCAAAUAAUGGUGUCACUGUGUACGUAAUACUGGAGGUAGUUCCGAGUGAGGAAGCGGUAGUAGGCGCUGAGGUUAUCCCACUACUACCGGUCGGUACCAGUGUUGGAGCGGAUGCAGUAAUCGUCGCAGAACCAAACAGUGGCACAGCUGCAGUGGUGGAUCCACCAGUAGUGCUAAGCAAUGACGGUGUAGAACUUGAAGCAGUUGUAGUAAUGGAACCAAAAAGGGACGGAGUUGUCGUGGACGUCACUGCAGAUAACGUGCCGAAUGGAGAAGGUACAGGGGCACCAAUAGAAGGGGCACUUGCUCCAAAGAGCGAUGGUGUAGUAGUUGACGGCGUAGCCGCUGGAACUCCAAAAAGUGUCGACGUAGGAGUGGUACUGGUUGUCACGGCUACACCAAAAAGUGAGGGAGUAGUACCAGUGACAGUUGUAACCGAUGUGCUAAAGAGAGGUUUCAUACUACUGGUUGUUGCAGCCAAUCCAAAAGAAGGUGCAGCUGUUGUUGUCAUUGUUGAGUCAGAAACACAUGAGGAUACUGUAGAAGACGCAGUUGAAGCAAUACUAAAUAGGGGUGGAGUUGCUUGUGCUUGA